Molecule: messenger RNA, 3117 nt
Organism: Pieris macdunnoughi
Lineage: Eukaryota; Metazoa; Arthropoda; Insecta; Lepidoptera; Pieridae
Source: the annotation of a GenBank genome assembly
AUGGGAUUAACCCAAUUCCUGCUUUGCGCGGCCCUGGGAUGCAUAGCAUUAGCCUUAUGCAUAAAUGGAGAGAAACAGAAUGCUAAUAGUUGUAAUAGUACAAAUCAAGAAUUUGUAGAAUAUCAGUUUACAACUGAUGUUGUGCGAAGUGAGCACAUAGUUACAUUUUCUGGUUAUUUUUCUAAAUUAUCUAGAGAAAACUAUAUUACAGCUGCACUUAAGAAUUCAGGAAUAAAAAAUUGGACUAUCUUGGAGAGAAAGAAUGCAGCUAUAGAAUUCCCUAGUGACUUUGAAGUUAUUGUACUUAAUGAAGAUCAAGAUCUGGCUAUAAAAUCACUAGGUGAUCACCCUGCCAUACGACGAAUCACAGCCCAACGACAAGUACAGCGCACUAUAAAAUACAUCAAAGAGGAUGACUGUGGAUCACCAGAAUGUCUCUACUCUGGGUGGAGAAGUCAAAGUAUCAAGGGGCAAGCUUUACACUCUCUUAGAAAGUUGCAAGAAAAUGAUGGCUACUCAUCCCGAAAGCUGUUAAGAACCGUACCCCGACAGAUAACGUCAGUAUUGAAGGCAGAUGUGUUGUGGUCCCUUGGUGUAACAGGUGAAGGCAUCAAAGUUGCAGUAUUCGAUACCGGGCUGUCACGUAAUCACCCACAUUUUGGUCAUAUACGUGAACGUACCGAUUGGACCGGGGAGAAAACGCUAGAUGAUGCCUUGGGGCAUGGGACGUUUGUUGCUGGGGUCAUCGCUUCAAGAGCAGACUGCCUUGGAUUCGCGCCUGAUGCUGAAUUGCAUAUAUUUCGCGUUUUUACUGAUAACCAGGUGUCCUAUACAUCAUGGUUCCUCGAUGCAUUUAAUUAUGCAAUUAUGAAGAAAAUUGACGUCCUUAAUCUAAGUAUAGGUGGACCAGAUUUUAUGGAUCACCCAUUUGUUGAUAAAGUAUGGGAAUUGACUGCAAAUAAGGUGAUUAUGGUAUCAGCGAUUGGUAAUGAUGGACCCUUGUAUGGUACAUUGAAUAAUCCAGCUGAUCAAAUGGAUGUUAUCGGCGUGGGUGGCAUCGGGUUCGAUGACCGCAUAGCAAAGUUCUCCUCAAGAGGGAUGACUACGUGGGAGUUGCCACAUGGUUAUGGCCGCGUUAAACCCGACAUAGUGACGUAUGGGAGUGGAGUCCGUGGCUCUAGCGUGAAUGGAGGCUGCCGGUCUCUUAGUGGUACAUCAGUAGCAUCGCCAGUUGUAGCCGGUGCAAUAGCCUUAUUAGCUAGUGGUGUGCCGAGACAGAACCUAACGCCAGCUUCUGUCAAACAAGCCUUGUGCAUAACCGCUCGGAGACUGGUAGGGCCUAACAUGUUCGAGCAAGGACACGGGAAAUUGGACCUUAUUAGCGCCUAUCAGUUUCUACGUGAAUACGAGCCUCAAGCUAGUCUCAGUCCGCCAUACAUUGAUCUAACGGAAUGCACAUACAUGUGGCCGUAUUGCACCCAGCCCUUGUACUACAGUGCUCAGCCAACGAUUGUCAAUGUCACUAUUAUAAAUGGCCUUGGAGUAGCUGGAGAGGUGAAACGUGUAAAGUGGCACCCACAUUUGCCGAACGGUCUAAUAUUGUCGGUGGCGGUGGAUUACAUUGAUAUCAUUUGGCCUUACUCCGGUUGGCUGGCCUUAAGGUUCACUGUCUUGGAAAGUGGGGCUGAUUUUGAUGGAAUUGUUGAAGGACACGUGAACAUUACAAUUGAAAGUUUUGACGAGUCGUUUCGGCAAAAGACCAGGAAUACAACUCUGAUGCUACCAGUACGUGGGCGUGUUAUCCCGGUACCGGUUCGAUCGCGUCGUCUCCUUUGGGACCAAUUCCAUAGCCUCCGAUAUCCGGGCGGCUAUUUCCCAAGAGAUGAUUUACGGGCAAAACACGACCCGCUCGAUUGGCACGCCGAUCAUAUACACACAAACUUUAGAGAUAUGUAUCGAAGACUCCGGGAGCAUGGAUAUUAUGUUGAAGUUAUGGGUUCUCCCCUCACGUGUGUUAAUACGUCGAUGUACGGUGCCCUCAUGUUGGUAGACCCGGAAGACGAAUAUUUCCCAGAGGAGAUGGCGACUCUGAAGAAGGCGGUGGAUUCAGGGUUAUCGCUCGUUGUAUUUGCGGAUUGGUAUAAUGCGUCUUUACUACGACACGUCAAGUUUUACGAUGAAAAUACGAGGCAAUGGUGGAUACCAGAAACGGGUGGGGCCAAUGUACCAGCGCUGAAUGACUUAUUAAGCAUGUUCCAGGUGGCGUUGGGUGAUCGAGUGUUCGAAGGUACUUUUACUCUGGGCGGUCAUGCAAUGUACUACGCAAGUGGUACACACAUACACAGCUUUCCCGAACAUGGCGUGCUCGUCAAUGCUCACUUGGUCGAUCAGGGACAGCAGAUAAUGUCUGGGGGCAAAGCUAGUGGUGGGAGUGGUUCAAAUAAAGCCCCAACAGUGGAUGUACCAAUUUUGGGUCUACUACAGACAGACGGAGAAGCCAAAGAUUAUACCAAUAACACUAUUAAUAAAGUGCCCAAGGCGGGUAGACUAGUCGUAUACGGUGACUCGUCUUGCCUUGAAAGUGGGGCUGGGCGACCCUGCCAUUGGUUGCUGUUAGCUGCGUUGCAAUACGCGCUUGGAGGUCACGUUCCUUCAGCGCUUAAGGAAGCUGCUUCGAAGCAUCGAGACGUGCAUAUUAUACCUUCUGAGUUACCACAGCGAUCAGAAGGCGGUCGCUUGCACGCGUACUCGCGCGUAUUGUUACCUGACGGUAGCGGUACGCGUACGUUACCCGAAUGCGUGCGUGACGUUCCGCUGUCACCCGCGCCCGUACAAGCCCCGCCUGCCGCACGCACUUUGGCCCCACGACAUCAUCCUACUGAUCCACGCAGCAUUGGUGCGCCAGAAACAGAAGGCACAGAGCCAGCGCCUAGGGCCUGGCGUGGGGCUGGCGUAGCUCCGACGAAAGUCCUAUCUGAUAUCGAGCAACAAUCGAGCUAUAGCAAUCGAGCCCUUACUGUCAUCGCAAUAGGAGGCAUAAUCUAUUGCACAGUUAUCUUUUGGAAGAGAUACGGACGUAAAAUGAAACGACGGAAAUUAAUUUCUUUGGCUACUUAG